Molecule: messenger RNA, 3987 nt
Organism: Rotaria sp. Silwood2
Lineage: Eukaryota; Metazoa; Rotifera; Eurotatoria; Philodinida; Philodinidae
Source: the annotation of a GenBank genome assembly
AUGAAUGGUACUGCAACAAUAAUACAUGCUUUCAUAUUAACAGCCUAUUGGUCAAUAACGCAUCAUGAAACAACAAUAACUUCAUAUCUGGAAAACGAAACUCAUCCACUACCAACUAUUCCUGUCACAUCCGUGGCUUCGACCAUAAUUGGAGACACCAUAGCAACCUCGAAGUUCAGCGCAACUAUUGAUUUUGCAACGACCCUCGACUCUGCUACAACUGAAGAAACUAUAGCAACAAGCUCUUCCAUAGCUAUUCACUCUACAACAAGCUCUGAGUCCACAACGACUACUGAUUUUGAUACAACUGUGGACUCAACGACAAUGCCAAGUACAAGAACACAAUCACUGUUGUCAACAGCUAAUGAUUCUAUCACAACCUAUGAUUACACAAUAACAACUAGUCCUACAAUAACAGAAACUGCUACAACAAUACUUGCUUCUAUGACAACAACUGAUGUUGAAAUAACGGAUAGUUUCUCAACAACAAUUCUUGCUACUACAACAACUAUAUAUAUAAUAACAGCGACUUCUACUGUAAUGACUACUACAACGAUAGAUAAUUCCUCAACAACACCUGCCUUUACUGCAGAAGGUACUUACAUAAUAACGAUUAUUUCUACUACAAUGUCUACAACUACAACAAUGGAUGCCUUCACAACGACAACUACAACAGUGGAUGCCUUCACAACGACAACUACUUCCACUUCAACGAGUACUUAUAUCAUAACAGAUACUUCUACUGUAAUGUCUACAACUACGACAAUGGAUGCCUUCACAACGACAACUACUUCCACUUCAACGAGUACAUAUAUCAUAACAGAUACUUCUACUGUAAUGCCUACAACUACAACGAUCGAUACCACUCCGACAACACCUACUUCUACUGCAACGGGUACUUACAUAAUAACGGCGACUUCCACUACAAUGUCUACUACAAUGACGGAUGUUUCCACAACAACAACUCCCUACAUCUCAACGGGUACCUACAUAAUAACAGCGGCUUCCACUGCAAUAUCUACAACUACAGCUACAACUAUCGAUACUUCCUCCACAGCAACCACUUCUACUGAAAUAUCUACUACAAUCACGGAUACCUCCUCAGCAACGACAACCUCCACUGCAUUGUCUACUACAAUGGCAGAUGUUUCUACAACAACAACUUCCUAUACUACAGAAGGUACUGACAUAAUAACGGGUAUUUCUACUACAAUGUCUACAAUUACAACGACGGAUACUUCCUCAACAGCAACUACCUCUACUACAACAGGUACUUACAUAAUAACAGCCACUUCUAGUACAAAGACUACUACAACAACGGUUGCGUCUUCAAUAACAACUGUCUCAACAACAACAGCUAGUGUUACAAAUACACUUCCUCCACAUUGCAACGAAAGUAGCGAAUUGUUAUUGUUUAAUGAUAUUUGCAUGUCAAAACUUGAGGUUCAGAUGAAUAUGGUCACUAUUUUACGUAAUAAUACAAACAAUGCGACUGCUGUAGCAUAUGCUCUUUCAUACUAUUUCAGUUCAAUUGCAAAUACAAAUUUAUCAAUGAAUCCAAAUUAUAUUUUAUUACCUGCAGAAAUCGAGAAAUUUAUUGAUAGUCUCAGUAACAUUACUUUAAUUAUCAAUACUAAUACAUCAUUUAUGAUGGUACAACAACUUAGUCAACAUUCGAACGUAACAACUCUCGGUGCUGCAUUCACGCAUGAUAUCGGCGGUGGAAUUGUAAAUACAUCAAAUGAGAAUAAUAUAUUAAAUUCAAAUAUAACAGCUGGAGCUUCUCUCGCUUACGAAUCAUUAAUUGAUGUUACAUCCCUCAAUAUGUUAAUUAUUGAUAAGCCCAUUUUGUACGAAAAUAUAGAUAUUACGAGUGAGAAAACUCUUGCAUCAUCAGUCAUCGUGGUCAUCCGAAAAAGAAAUAAUGAUGUAUCAACAUCAAUGAAUAUUUCUCUGUUUUUUCAAGUUUUAAAUGAAUAUGCACCGAAACAUUUGGCAGAAUAUUUUUGUUCAUUCUAUGAUACAAUGAGUUCGAAAUGGAAUGAAUCCGGUUGUACGAAACCUCAACAUAUUCCAGCAUUUAAUCGAUAUGAAUGUAGUUGUAAUCAUUUGUCUACUUUUGGACUCGUUUGGAUGCCAAAGAUCAUUACUUGCAAUAAUUCUACUCACGUAGAACUUCCUGACCACAGUUGUGUUUCUAAACCUGAUGCCCAAGCAUUGGCAGUGAACACAUUGCGAAAUACAACAAACUCAACUGUUAUUGCUAAUUAUCUAUCAAUUUACAUAAGUUCAGUUACGAACUCAAACGCAGCAUCAAAUUCGACACAUACGUUGCUCAUCGAUGACAUCGAUAUGUAUCUUAGCAAUAUCAAAAACGUGAGCUUAACAAUAAACACUAAUAAUUCAAUCCUUAUAGCACAACCAACAAAGCAAGAAGGUAAUGUAAUCGUUUUAGGUGCUUCAUUCACACAUGGUUUUGGUGGCCAGCUUAUCAAUACUUCAAAUGUAAACGAUGUAACUAAGUCAAACUUCUCAGCAGCUGCUAUUAUUAACAAUCCAGUUUUAAGUGGUAUUACAGCUCUUAGUAUGCUCAUCAUCGACAAGCCUACAGCCUAUGAAGAUCUAGAUAAGUCAAAGAAUAAAAGCCUUGCAUCAUCUGUCAUUAUCGUAGCAGUGCAAAGAGAUGGUUCUCCAUCAGUUCCAAUGAAUAUUUCUCUUUAUUUUCAAGUUUUAAGCGAUUAUAAACCCAAUAUAAGUGUCAAUUACUUUUGUUCAUUUUAUGAUGCAACUAAUCGUACAUGGAAUGAAUCCGGUUGUACGAAACCUCGAUAUAAUCUGGCAUUUGAUCGAUAUGAAUGCAGUUGUAAUCAUACAACUACGUUUGCUCUUGUUUGGUUACCUAAAUUACCUCUAACACGUUAUCUUAAUGCACAAGACAUUGCAUCACUUAUAUUUCAAUCAAUUUCAAUUUGUUGCUUUUUAGCCAUAAUUAUCCAUGCAAUUUUUAUACGAAUUCGAGAUCCAAUUAUAAGUUUACAAGCAAAUGAUUUACUGCCAUUCAUUUCAUAUGCGGUAACAAUGAUUCUUUUUAUUUUUUAUAUUGGUCUAGCAAUGACAGUUUAUACAAAAACAACAUAUGAUGAUGAAAAACAAUGUUUUUUAAGUUCAAGUAUAUUGAUGUUUUUCGUUUAUUUCUUUUUGAUUUUUAUGUUUUGCAUCAAAACAAGUGUCGCAUAUUUUUAUUAUAUCCAAUUUGUUUGUUUAUUUCCUCCACCAUCACAUGGACGAUUGCUUGUAAUGCUUGUCAUUUCAUUUUUUAUUUCGAUUACAUGGGUUGCUUUUGCAGCUGGAUUUAAUUCUAAUCUAUCAUUUCCAAUUACUGAACUAUAUCCAUAUAAACUUUGUUGGUUUACUCGUGAUGUUAUUUAUUAUUUUUUGACUAUACCUGUUGGUGUAUUUUUAUUAAUCAAUAUAUAUAUUUUUACUCGUGUAGUUCAACGUAUACUGAAUCAUGUGCGACAUGCAACGACACAACAUCAAUCAUAUGAAAAAAUGAAACGACGUGUACUUGUUUUACUGUUAUCAUGUGCUACUCAAGGUAUUGGUUGGAUUCUUGGUCCAUUUCUUACGUUUGUUAAUACAGACACAGCGAAUGUUUUAGGAUGGUUUUUUAAUCUAUUUAAUGGGCUAGAAGGUCUUUGGGCUAUUAUUUUAUAUAUGAUAAUUCGAUCACAACGUUGGGAUGAACAAAAACGAGCCUUAGCUGCUCGAGCAAUAAGAAAAGCUAAAGAAUCGAAAUUGAUAUCUCGUAAACACAAGAAAUAUUUUAGAGAAGAUAAUGAACAAGAAGAUGGUAGCAUUGCACAAGACAGCGAAAUUAAAUAUCGAAAUGCAGAAAGAGAUACUUCACGUUUAUUUGAUGAUCUUCGUGAUAUUAAAAUCACGGAUUCCCGUGUUGAUGAUAAUACUCUUACAUCAUACUAUUAA